Molecule: messenger RNA, 1728 nt
Organism: Meyerozyma guilliermondii ATCC 6260
Lineage: Eukaryota; Fungi; Ascomycota; Pichiomycetes; Serinales; Debaryomycetaceae
Gene: URA7
Product: CTP synthase
Exons: 1
Coding region: 1-1728 (575 amino acids)
Biological process (GO): pyrimidine nucleobase biosynthetic process; CTP biosynthetic process
Cellular component (GO): cytoplasm; cytoophidium
Molecular function (GO): CTP synthase activity; identical protein binding
Source: RefSeq, a predicted model, not a curated record
AUGAAAUACGUGGUCGUUUCCGGAGGUGUGAUUUCUGGUAUCGGUAAGGGAGUGUUGGCAUCGUCUACCGGAUUGUUAUUCAAGACCUUGGGGUUCCGGGUAUCAUCUAUCAAGAUCGACCCGUACAUGAACAUUGAUGCUGGAACCAUGAGUCCUUUGGAGCAUGGUGAAUGCUUUGUUUUGAACGAUGGUGGUGAAGUAGAUUUGGAUCUUGGUAACUACGAAAGGUAUCUUAACAUCACUUUAACUAGAGACCACAACAUUACCACUGGUAAAAUCUACUCUCAUGUGAUCGAAAGGGAAAGACAAGGUGAUUACUUGGGUAAGACGGUGCAAGUUGUGCCUCAUGUUACUGGAGCCAUUCAAGAUUGGAUAGAACGUGUAUCCAAGGUUCCUGUAGACGAAUCGGGGUUAGAGCCUGAAAUAUGUAUUAUUGAGUUGGGAGGAACAGUUGGUGACAUUGAAAGUGCUCCUUUUGUUGAAGCUUUGCGUCAGUUUCAGUUCAGAGUUGGUGUUGAGAACUUUGCUCUUAUUCAUGUCUCACUCGUUCCUGUCAUUCAUGGUGAACAAAAGACUAAGCCAACUCAGGCUGCCAUCAAAGAUUUGAGAUCUUUGGGGUUGACUCCCGAUAUGAUUGCUUGCAGAUGUCAGGAAGAGUUGGAAGUUUCCACCAUUGAAAAAAUUGGCAUGUUUUGUCAUGUUGGCCCAGAACAGGUUAUCGCCGUUCAUGAUGUCAACUCGACUUACCACGUUCCUCUCUUGUUAAAGGAGCAGAGAAUGAUGAAGUAUUUGACAAGAAAGUUGAAUUUGAAAGAGUCUAGUUUGUCUCCUAGUGCUUUGGCCAGAGGAGAAAAAUUGUUGAAUAAAUGGGAAGAAUUGACAUCCAGCCAUGACAGAUCGUUCCAGACUGUUACUAUUGCAUUGGUUGGAAAGUACACCAAUCUCAAAGACUCAUACUUGUCUGUUAUUAAAUCUUUGGAGCACGCAUCCAUGAGAUGCAAGCGUAAAUUGAAGAUUGAGUGGGUCGAGUCUACGUCCUUGGAAGAAGGUGCUAAAGACCACGAUCUCUCCGAGUAUCAUAAAGCAUGGCAUCACGUUUGCCAGGCUGAUGGUAUAUUGGUGCCAGGUGGAUUCGGAAACAGAGGUAUUGAAGGUAUGAUUGCCGCUGCCAAGUAUGCCAGAGAAAACGAAGUUCCAUACUUGGGUGUCUGCUUGGGAUUACAAAUUGCCGUGAUUGAGUUUGUUAGAAAUGUUUUGGGCUACGAAAACUCUACUUCGAUGGAAUUUGAUGCCAAUGCUGACGAGGAAACAGCUUCUGUUGUAUACAUGCCAGACGUGGACCAGAUCAAGUUGGGUGGAACUAUGAGACUUGGCAUCCACGAGACCAGAUUCACAGCAGGAACCGAAAGUUCCAACUUGAGAAAGUUGUAUGGAGGUUCUGACCAUGUAAUGGAAAGACAUAGACAUAGAUACGAAGUCAACCCCAAACUCGUGGAACAAAUCGAAGAAAAAGGGUUGAAGUUUGUUGGUAAAGAUGAGACUGGAGCUAGAAUGGAAUUGUUAGAGUUGCAGAACCACAAGUUUUUCGUUGGUACUCAAUACCACCCUGAGUAUUUGUCCAAGGUUCUUGAUCCCUCAAGACCAUUUUUGGGAUUGGUAGCUGCUUCCUCGGGAAUUUUACCAGAGAUUUUGGAAAGCCAAGAUUUGAACUACAAAGGAGAAUUUUAA